AUGGGAAUUAAAGAUCUCUCGAAAGUGAUCGGUGAUCAUUCACCAACAAGCGUUAAGCUGAACGAGAUCAAGAACUAUUUUGGUCGAAUCGUCGCGAUCGAUGCUUCAAUGUGUCUGUAUCAGUUCUUAAUUGCCGUUCGUCAAGGUGGUAAUCAAUUGCAAGAUGAAUCCGGUGAAACAACAAGUCAUUUGAUGGGAAUGUUCUAUCGAACAGUUCGAAUGAUCACCAAUGGUAUCAAACCAGUUUACGUGUUCGAUGGUAAGCCACCCGAAAUGAAGUCUGAAGAACUGGUGAAACGAGCGGAACGUAGAGCCGAAGCAGAAAAACAACUGGCAGAUGCCAAAGAAAAGGGUGAUACGAUUGCGGUGGAGAAAUUCGACCGGAGACUUGUUAAGGUGACAAAAGAGCAAAACGAAGAGUCGAAGAAGUUGCUCAGAUUGAUGGGUGUUCCGGUGGUAGAAGCCCCUUGUGAAGCAGAGGCACAGUGCGCAGCUCUGGUUCGAUCCGGAAAAGUUUUCGCGACAGCCACCGAAGAUAUGGAUGCAUUAGCGUUUGGCACCAAAAUUCUACUCAGACAACUGACCGCAAGUGAAAUGAAGAAGUUACCAGUCAAGGAAAUAAAUUUGGACCAAGUUUUGAAGGAUUUUGAAAUGGAUAUGCCACAAUUCGUGGAUUUAUGCAUUCUUCUUGGUUGUGAUUACACGAAAACGAUUCGUGGUAUCGGGCCGAAAAAGGCGUUCGAAUUAAUCCAAAAACACAAAACAAUUGAAAAUGUACUCGAGAAUAUCGACACUGAGAAAUACCCAGUUCCUGAGAACUGGCAAUACGAAGAAGCUCGCAGGCUCUUCAUAAAACCAGAAGUUGAUUCAUGCGAAAACUUGACGCUGCAGUGGGGUAAACCUGACAUUGAUGCGAUCGUUCAGUAUUUAUGUGGCGAGAAAAAUUUCAGUGAGGAAAGAAUAAAAAGCAGUUUACAAAGAAUGGAAAAAGGUCGACAGUCAGGACAACAAGGUCGAAUCGAUUCAUUCUUCAAGGUGCAGUCAACCGUUCGCACCGAACCGACCGCAGCGAAACGGAAGGCAACAGAUACGAAAGAAAAGCAAAAAGAGACUAAAAAAAGGGGCUCAAAUCUCGCUAAGAAACUCAAAAAGUGA
Molecule: messenger RNA, 1155 nt
Organism: Anisakis simplex (herring worm)
Lineage: Eukaryota; Metazoa; Nematoda; Chromadorea; Rhabditida; Anisakidae
Source: the annotation of a GenBank genome assembly